UUCAUAGAGUAUUUAUUGAGUGUGCAAUUGUAAUAGUAACAAUAUAUAAACUAAGCAAACAUUAAUCAUGGCUGCUCCACCGGUAAACACAUUACCGGUAGCAUACCAAGCAUGGACAAGUCUAGCAGUACCAGACUGGUUAAACAAAGGAGACAACUCAUGGCAAAUGAUAUCAGCUACCCUUGUUGGAAUUCAAAGCAUGCCAGGACUAGUUAUCCUCUAUGGCAGCAUAGUGAAAAAGAAAUGGGCUGUAAACUCUGCUUUCAUGGCUCUCUACGCUUUCGCGGCGGUUAUAAUCUGUUGGGUUACAUGGGCUUAUAAGAUGUCAUUUGGUGAAAAACUUUUACCCUUUUGGGGUAAAGCUGGCCCUGCUUUAGGCCAGAAAUUUCUAAUCAGACAGGCAGGGCUACCCGCGACGGUGCAUUAUCAUCAUGACGGUAGUUUGGAGACUGCUGAGAUUGAACCAUUUUAUCCAAUGGCUACUAUGGUUUGGUUUCAGUGUGUUUUUGCUGCUAUUUCACUUGUUAUAUUGGCUGGUUCUGUUUUGGCUAGGAUGAAUUUUAAGGCUUGGAUGAUGUUUGUGCCACUUUGGUUAACUUUUUCUUAUACUAUUGGUGCUUUUAGUUUGUGGGGUGGUGGUUUCUUGUUUCAAUGGGGUGUUAUGGAUUAUUCUGGUGGUUAUGUUAUUCAUCUUUCUUCUGGGAUUGCUGGUUUCACCGCUGCUUAUUGGGUGGGGCCUAGAUCGAAGAAGGACAGGGAGAGAUUCCCACCAAACAAUGUGUUACUAACGUUGGCAGGGGCAGGGUUACUAUGGAUGGGAUGGGCAGGUUUCAACGGUGGAGAUCCCUACUCUGCCAACAUUGAUUCAUCAAUGGCUGUUCUCAACACAAACAUUUGUGCUGCUACAAGCCUCCUUGUAUGGACAUGGCUUGAUGUCAUAUUCUUCAAAAAACCAUCAGUUAUUGGAGCUGUUCAAGGCAUGAUUACUGGUCUUGUUUGCAUUACUCCCGGAGCUGGUUUGGUUCAAGGAUGGGCUGCCAUAGUAAUGGGAGUGCUAUCAGGAAGUGUGCCAUGGUACACAAUGAUGGUACUUGGAAAGAAGAUAUCAAUAUUUCAAAAGGUUGAUGACACCCUCGCCGUGUUCCACACUCAUGCCGUGGCUGGCCUACUAGGCGGUGUACUCACCGGCCUAUUCGCCGAGCCACAAUUAAGUACUCUCUUUCUCCCCGUCACCAAUUCCAAAGGAGGUGUCUAUGGAGGCUCUGGUGGUGUCCAAAUUUUAAAACAAAUAGUUGGAGCUUUAUUCAUCGUUGGAUGGAACAUUGUUGCUACUUCAAUAAUUUGUCUAGUUAUAAGUUUCAUUGUUCCUUUAAGAAUGACGGAGGAAGAGUUGCUCAUUGGGGAUGAUGCAGUUCAUGGGGAAGAAGCUUAUGCUUUAUGGGGUGAUGGAGAGAAACUUAGUCUCUACAAAGAUGAUACUACACAACAUGGCAUGGCUUCAAGUGGUGUCACUCAAGUUGUCUAGAUAUCAUAUGAGAAAAUUCAACAAGUUGGAAAUCGAUCGAGAGGGUUAUGUAGUUGAAAUGAUGUCAUUUUUUUUUUAUUGUGAAAAAUGUAAUAUUGAAGGAAACAAAUAAUUAAGGAAAAAAUGUCUGAUUUGUUUGUCCUUGUUUUUA
Messenger RNA from Medicago truncatula (barrel medic), 1676 nucleotides. RefSeq names its product ammonium transporter 3 member 1. Bases 68 to 1525 code for a protein of 485 amino acids. Gene Ontology annotation, molecular function: ammonium channel activity. The transcript is spliced from 3 exons. NCBI's taxonomy places the organism in Eukaryota, Viridiplantae, Streptophyta, Magnoliopsida, Fabales, Fabaceae. Gene Ontology annotation, cellular component: plasma membrane. The record is from RefSeq and is a predicted model, not a curated record. Gene Ontology annotation, biological process: ammonium transmembrane transport.